CAACAUCGUAGCAAAUCAACAGGCUUCUCUGAAUUUGCUUUCGAUUUGUCAUUCUUUUAUUCAAUCCUUUUGUCGCUUCUCUACAAAAAUACAAAAUUCCCAGUUGUCUUUACUACUUUCCUCUUUAUAAUCCCAAAACCCAAAUAGGGGUCAAAUAUUUCAACCCCAUUUCAUCAUAAUAAUUCCCCCAGAUUACUAAAGGAUUGAAGAAGAUAUGGAAAUCUUUGACCUAGAGAAGCAGUUUGCAUUCUAUGGCGCUUACCAUAGCAACCCAGUGAAUAUCUUGAUUCACAUGGUAUUUGUGUGGCCGAUUUUUUUUACUAGUCUUGUUCUUUUCAAUUUUACGCCCCCACUUUUCAAUUUACCUCCAAUUCAGCUCUGUGAACACAGCUCCUUGGUUCUUAAUUAUGGGUUCUUGUUUGCUUUGGUUUAUGGUGUGUUCUACGUGUGUUUGGACAAGAAAGCUGGAUCUUUGGCUGCUUUGCUAUGUUUAAUUUGUUGGGUAUCCAGCGGUAUGGUUGCGAAUCAAUUGGGUUUCUCUUUAGCCUGGAAGGUUGUUCUACCGGCUCAGUUAUUCUGCUGGAUUGGACAGUUUAUAGGUCAUGGAGUAUUUGAGAAGCGAGCACCUGCUCUACUGGACAAUCUUGCACAAGCGUUCCUUAUGGCACCAUUCUUUGUACUCCUUGAGGCCCUCCAAUCUCUUUUUGGCUACGAACCAUACCCUGGGUUUCAUUCAAAAGUGAAAGCAACAAUAGAUGCUGAAAUCAAAGAAUGGCAAGAGAAGAAACAGAAAAAGAUAUCUUAAAUUCGAAUAUGUGAGGUUGUUACCUAUUCUAAUUGUAUCUGUAAAUGAAACAAAGCUGGUUCACAUGUGAACCGCUUAUGUUGUGUUAACUUGGUUUUGUAUACAUACCUGAUACAGUAAAAAACUUGGUUUUAUAUGCAUCCUUUAUUAAAAAUCAAUUAUUUAUC
Messenger RNA from Lycium ferocissimum, 972 nucleotides. Its product is annotated as 2-hydroxy-palmitic acid dioxygenase mpo1. Bases 215 to 805 code for a protein of 196 amino acids. The record is from RefSeq and is a predicted model, not a curated record. Gene Ontology annotation, cellular component: endoplasmic reticulum. Gene Ontology annotation, biological process: sphingoid catabolic process. The transcript is spliced from 4 exons. NCBI's taxonomy places the organism in Eukaryota, Viridiplantae, Streptophyta, Magnoliopsida, Solanales, Solanaceae.